Molecule: messenger RNA, 1956 nt
Organism: Salvia splendens (bonfire salvia)
Lineage: Eukaryota; Viridiplantae; Streptophyta; Magnoliopsida; Lamiales; Lamiaceae
Exons: 8
Coding region: 97-1401 (434 amino acids)
Source: RefSeq, a predicted model, not a curated record
UCAAAUUAUAUUAUGACGUAAUUAAUCCAUGUUAUUAAAAAAUUACUCCAACAUAAACAUUUCAUCGAACAAGAAAGGUGCAAACCAGUCUAAGCAAUGGCGAAUUCAUCUUCUUCCCUUCUUCUUCAAAAUCUCAUCAGAUUAUCAGAACCCCUGAAAGAAUCACUCCUCAAAACCCAUUACGCUCCGCCAGAAACCUACGCCACUUUCUCCGUUAAAUCGGAGCUCAUCUCUCUGUUUCCAGACGCAACAAUCUGCGACGCCGCUCUCCCAACCAAAAUCAAAGACUUCGCCUUGUGCUGCGCGGCGUUGUCUUCCGCUUCAAACUCCACCUCCCAACACCUCUCGUGGAUCCCCAGAUCACUCUCAAUUCGCGCCGCUUCCGCUUUCGAAGAAUUCUCGAAUGCUUACUACGGUGAUCAGGAUGACCCGCACGCCAAGUGUUCGACGAAAAGCGUCGCCGAACUGGAGUUGGAUUUGCGUGGUGCGGCAGAUAAUGGAAAGAAGCUUUUGAUCGAGCUCAUGCCGGAGAUCUUUCCAUUGCUGAAGGAUAGAAUUAAGGAGAGUGCAAUUGAUGCUAAAGACGAGAAUGAUGGAGUUUCAGCGGCCAGUGCCAGGGCUCCGGUGGCCUCAGCUGUUUUGGCUGCCUAUCAGCUUAGAUGGAUUGUUGGACAGGUGGAUGCUCCAUACGUAGGGAAGCUUUGCGUGUUGAUGAUACCGUGUUUGUUGACGGCGCUUGAUCACUGGUCUCCAGAAGUGAAAGGCCAAGGCAUGAUAGGCUUUAUACAUCUUGCGAAAACAGCAAAUGCUGCAGAGAUUGGUGGAUAUGCGGAUGUAGUUCUCGAUGCUUGCUGUCAAAACAUUGCUUGUGAUGAUGAGAUAUGGCAGUAUGUGGUGGAGAUGUCGGUGCUUCUCAUCGCUUUACUUCAGAAGAAUAAUCCUCGUAGUUCAUGGUGUGAGAAGCUGCUAGGUGAAAUGCUAAACCAUUUAGAAAGGCAACCAAGAAAUAAGCAGCGGCGUGUUGUGUGGCUAACACACAGCGAGCCUUUGCUCGAUACUCUUGGACUCGUACUGCUAGCCCAUUUUAGACGUCUUUUCCCUCUUUUCUUCAAAUGGAUGCAUGCUGAUGAUGACGAAACUGUUUUAUUGGUUCUUGAACGUUUGACGUCAGUUGUGAGACUCACAUGGAUAAGGAAUUCUCCACACAUAGAAAGGUUGAUUGAGGAACUCGUAACUCUAUAUAAGGAUGCAGCAUUGAAAGUAGCUCGUGAAGAUAUUCGAUCACUUAUUCUUCAGAUUCUAAAGCUGAUCCAGACGUCGAAAAGACCACAGUUCGAUGCAACCUGGUUGAAGUAUAAAGAUGACCCAAACUUAGAAGCUCUCGUGCCAUCCUUAAGCUAAAGAGACCAUCCAUUGGUACACGCUCGUGCCCUUCACUCCCAUGAUGUAAGAUUAGAUAAAAUACUAUUCAUACAUCUGGAGUUCAAUGUCAUGCCCCAUUUCCCCCCCCUGUGCAUAUACAGUGGCCUUAUUUCAGGAACGCAAUAUAGGUCUCAACAAUUCAACGAGGCUGAGAGGUGAUUUGAGACAACAAUGCCACCCUUUUGGAAAGAGUUACAUGGUGCUGCCAAAGGUUGUUGUAUGAGGCAAAGCUGAAGACUUUAGGCACAUUACGAUGGCUGCUGCACCCUCAUUAGGCUUUUGCUGGUACGCACGCAGGUGAAAAGGCCCGUUGCUACUUUAUCGAGUGUGAAAAAGGCCAGAAGAUCUUGAUGCAUAUUAGGACCCUUUUGAUUCUGCAGGCCCUUUGAAGAUAAACAGACAUCAUUCAAAAGAAGUUUCUUCCACAAGGAGAGCCUUUUAUUUUUGGUUUUGGUGUUUCAAGAACCAACCUUUGCAAAUUGCAAUACAACUUUUUUGGAGAAAUUUUUUUCAUAAUAUAUUUGGGUUUCAGUA